This is a messenger RNA of Saccharomyces cerevisiae S288C, 393 nucleotides long. It is a transcript of the gene IRC9, whose product is annotated as Irc9p. Lineage: Eukaryota; Fungi; Ascomycota; Saccharomycetes; Saccharomycetales; Saccharomycetaceae. The record is from RefSeq and is marked reviewed. Gene Ontology annotation, cellular component: membrane. The transcript has a single exon. Bases 1 to 393 code for a protein of 130 amino acids.
AUGACGAUGCAAAAGGCCAGCAAAGUGAAUAUGGAAGUGCGAACGACUCUAGUAACAAUGCAGGCCACAACUAUGUCUAUAAUCCUAGCUCUGCCACUGGUGGUGCUGAUAGCGUCGACAUUGGUGCUAUCAGUAAAAGGAAGGAGAAUACAUCUGGCGACAUCUCCAAUAAUUUUGCUGUUACUCAUUCUGUUCAAGAAGGGCCAACAAGCGCGUUCAAUAAACUUCACAUUGUCGAAGAAUAAAUCGUUAUUUUGUCUGACUUUUCUUAACUACCCAUUUCAUUUUAUUACGGCUUGGUGCCAUAAUGAUAUACUAAAUAAAUAUGAAUUUUGCCUUUUCUUAAUUUUCCUUAUACGUAUAGUCAUUACAAUUAAUAAAGUAACAUUAUAA